Messenger RNA from Adineta steineri, 1134 nucleotides. The record is from the annotation of a GenBank genome assembly. NCBI's taxonomy places the organism in Eukaryota, Metazoa, Rotifera, Eurotatoria, Adinetida, Adinetidae.
AUGAUCAACCAAACUAUAGACAACUCUACUGAUGAAAUUUUUUUUACUCUUGCAUUACCUCUAUUUGUACAAUGCAUAUUUUUAUUAUUAUUUGCUAUUGUUGUAAUUUUGGCUGUAUGUGGAAAUAGUAUUGUUAUAUGGAUUGUACUUGCACAUCGUCGAAUGCGAACACCAACAAAUUAUUUUCUUGUUAAUCUGGCUUAUGCCGAUGUUCUUAAUGCACUCUUUAAUAUUCCUUUUAAUGGUUUUUAUAUGGUCGCACAAAUAACAUGGCCAUUCGGAAUUUUUAUGUGUCCUUGGGUACAAGCUGUUUCUCAUAUAUCAAUUGCUGCAAAUGUACUUACUUAUGUAGCAAUUAGUUUAGAUAGAUAUUUUGCGAUUAUUCAUCCUUUACGUACGAAAUUAACACGUACACAAACAAUUAUGAUAAUAUGUGGUAUUUGGAUCCUUUCUUUACUUGUAUCAUCACCAGCAAUACGAUCAUUUAGUAAAGUUGUUUAUGAUUGUAAAAUAGAGGAUAUUAAAAGUCAUGAAAAAUUUGAAUGGAUAUUUUUCUCGGUAACUUAUAUUUGUCCGAUUGUUAUUCUUACAGUAACAUAUACACGUAUAGCAAUUGAACUUUGGGGACAAACUGCUAUUGGAGAAGUUACAAAACGACAACGAGAUUCAAUACAAUCAAAACGAAAAGUUGUAAAAAUGCUAAUAGCUGUUGUAUUAAUCUUUGGUAUUUGUUGGUUUCCUCAACAACUUUAUUUCAUUCUUGUUGCUGCAUAUAAAUCGAUUCCUGAAUGGCAAGGUACACCAUAUGUCUAUCUCAUAUCAUAUCUAUUUGCCAUGAGUAAUUCAAUGUACAAUCCAUUUCUAUAUUGUUGUAUGAAUAAUAGAUUUCGUAAUGGUUUUCGUAGUGUAUUUCGUUAUUGUCCAUGUAUUAAAUGGUCACCAGAAUUUGAAUUUGCCUCAGAUGGUUAUGUUUCAUGUCGUAGUGUAUCGGAACCAACAGCACUUAGUGCAAUUUAUUCAUCUCAACGUAAAAGUCGUACAAUUGGUACAACAAAUUCACCACAACAAUCAAUAAUAACAGAAUUAUCUGGUAAUAUUAAUCGACAUCAACGACAUUACGAAUCUAAAAAUUAA